CGAACACGCAUGACAUUGGAUGGAUUGCAAUUGCGAGUACUAAUUCCUAAUUGCAAUCUACUUGCGCGUUUUUUCGCAGUGAUUGUAGCUUCAUAGUGAUGAAUCGCGUUGUUAGUGUCAAAUUAGAUUCAACGUCGUGUAUUCGUCUCUAUACUAGACAAUGAGCGUAAAAACGUAUUUUUGUGAUGUCAUCGCGUUAAUGACGUCAUGAUGAAAAGCUCUCAUAUAGGAUAAACUUUAAAUUCUCAAUAGUCAUUUGUUCAAUAUUAUCAUUUUCAACCGAUCACAAUGAAAUCUUCAUUCUUUUGUUUACUUUAUUCAGUGGAGCGUACUAAUUAACUAAUGAAUGCGGUAUGCCGACGAUAAUAUAGAUUUUAAUAUCAGCAAGCAGCGUCGAUAUUGUGUUAUCGCUACAUUUUCAGUAUCUGUCAGGUGUUACUUUCAGUCAGUGCCCACUCAUAUUACCAGUGAUACUUUGUUCGUUGUUUUUUCCUAUUGGAAUUGUAGUUUACUUCACACAAUGCAGCCAAAUCGUGAACAGCCUCCUCCGUACUCGGCGCAAUCAGACCCAGCGAUGGUGCAUCACCCCACAAUAGUGCAGCCUACUAUAGUCCAGCCAAUGCCGGUGGUGUACUCAGUACAGACUGUCACGGUUCAGCCUGGCUUAGUGGGAUCAUCGCCCACUCUCAUGACUUGCCCGUCCUGCCUCAACCAAAUAGUCACAAGAGUUGAUCGAUCGCCUUCAUGUAGAACACAUCUAAUGGCGUUACUGUGUCUGUUACUGUUCUGGCCGUGCAUGUGUGUGCCAUACUGUGUGGAUUCAUGCAAUGAUGCCGAUCACUACUGCCCUCACUGUAACGCAUACAUUGGCUCCUAUAAGUUUUAAUUUAACUAUUAGUGAGCUUAUUGAUGACCAAAAGCGUGUAAAAUAAAGAUUCAAAUACUUAUCACUUUCGACGUACGUACUCAUAUUGAGUAGCGGAAUUAUUUCAGUGGAGGAGACAAAGCGGAAUUUUUUGGAUUUACUCGAGUGCGGCAGAAUAACAUAAAGUCACAAGGUUGCACCCCUAACCUAUCACC
Chilo suppressalis (striped riceborer) is the source of this 1080-nucleotide messenger RNA. The record is from the annotation of a GenBank genome assembly. Lineage: Eukaryota; Metazoa; Arthropoda; Insecta; Lepidoptera; Crambidae.